UUAGAGUCCUAAUUUUUUCCUGAGCUUCUCUUUGCUGACUUUUGAGUCUUUUGAUUUUCUCGGAAGUUAAAAGCCAGUUAAAAAGGUUUCCCCCUUUGUUUUUCAUUGCCGAUUGAGCUUCUCUUUUAGUAAAAAGGAAAAGAACGACUGAAAUGUUCUGUGGGUAGGAAUGAUUUUCCUGGGAAAAUCUCUUCAGUUUCCUGGAAAACUCUUGAGCCUAUGGAUCUGAAUUUAUAGUUGCAGAAACUUCCGCAGUGAUGGUUCAAAUGGGUAGGAAGAAGAAGACGACUUUUGUCAAUGUCGAAGAUGCUGUUGAGUUCUUCAAACAUCUGAUGGCGGAGAAACCCUCCGUGCUCUUGUUGAUUCCGGUGAUUUUGGUGUUGUGGGUUGUUGAGAGAUGGGUUUUCUCUUUGUCAAAUUGGGUUGCUCUGGGUGUUGCAGUUUGGGCAACUGUUCAGUAUGGGAAUCAUCAACGCCGAGUACUUGCGAGACUUAAACAGAAAGUGAGCAGUCAUAUUGCAUACAUCNNNCACUGUGAAUGGCUGAACAAGCUACUGAUGGAAGUUUGGCCUAACUUCAUGAACCCCAAGCUUUCAAUAAUUGCAUCUUUGGUAGAGAAACGCUUAAAGCAUCGAAAAUCAAGGCUUAUAGAAAAAAUUGAACUACAAGAGUUUUCAUUAGGUACAUGUGCGCCUUGUUUGGGUCUUCAAGGGAUUCGUUGGUGUACUUCAGGAGAUCAGCGAGUAAUGCGUUUAGGUUUUGACUGGGACACCAACGACAUUAGCAUUUUGUUGCUUGCUAAGCUGGCCAAGCCAUUAAUUAGGACUGCACGGAUUGUGAUAAAUAGUCUCCAUAUCAAGGGUGAUCUUUUAUUGAUGCCAAUUCUGGAUGGGAAGGCAAUUUUAUUCUCGUUUGAUUCAACUCCCGAAGUCAGAAUAGGAGUUGCCUUUGGGAGUGGCGGAAGCCAAUCAUUACCUGCGACAGAGCUUCCUGGCGUCUCAUCUUGGCUAGUUAAAGUUUUAACUGACACCUUAGAGAGGACAAUGGUUGAACCUCGUCGCCGUUGUUUCUCUUUGCCAGCUGUAGAUUUAAGGAAAAAGGCAGUUGGUGGUAUCAUAUAUGUAACAGUCAUUUCGGCUAGUAAACUCUCAAGGGGUAGCUUGAGAGUUAGUGCAUCAAGAAGACAUCAAAAUCAUUCCACAGACGGCAGUUUAGAGGAUUACUCUGGCGAAAAUCUGCAGACGUUUGUGGAGGUUGAACUUGAAGAGUUAACUAGGAGAACUAAUGUGAGAUCAGGAUCUAAUCCCAAAUGGAAUUCAACAUUCAAUAUGGUCUUACACGAAGAAACAGGAAUUCUUCGCUUCCAUCUUUAUGAAUGUACUCCGGGCAGUAUAAAACUUGACUAUCUAACUAGUUGCGAAAUUAAGGUACUUCCUUUCGAAUUAUUUAAAAGCAAUUCAGUUUCUGCAAUUUUUUUUGUUGUUUUACAUAAAGCCGAGGCUGUUAGUUUUAGUAGUGGACAUUUAACCAUGUUUGAGCUUUUAAACACAGACGCAUCCAAGGCUGAGGUAACAAAUUUGAAAUACUAUCAUAUCAGACAUGGUAUGUGGUGCCUGUGGAGCUUGUUUUGUUCAACUUUUACUCUGCCCUUAAUUUCUUUUCAGUUUCUUCGAAGAACAAAGACAGUGAAUGCUCUUAGUUCUCCUUGGAAUCAGAAGUUCGAAUUCCAUGAGAUAGGUGGGGGUGAAUACCUUAAAAUAAAAUGCUUUAGUGAAGAAAUCCUUGGUGUUGACAGCAUUGGUAGUGCACGAGUCAAUUUGGAAGGACUGGUAGAAGGAUCUGUCAGGGAUAUAUGGGUUCCACUCGAGAAAGUGAAUUCGGGAGAGUUAAGACUUCAGAUUGAAGCAGUGAGAGGUGAAGAAAAUGAAGGUUCAAGGCUAGCUUCAGGCAAUGGGUGGAUUGAACUUGUUAUUAUCGAAGCUAGAGAUCUUGUUGCUGCUGAUCUCAGAGGGACAAGUGAUCCAUACGUGAGCAUACAAUAUGGAGACCAGAGGAGAAAGACAAAGUUACAUGUGAAAGACCAUAAUACUUUACUUCCAACGUCAAGUAUAGGCGAUUGUGUCGUAGAAUAUCAAGGAUUGCUUCCAAACCAGAUGUCUGACAAGUGGAUACCUCUCCAAGGAGUGAAAAGAGGAGAGAUCCAUGUCCAAAUUACCAAAAAAGUGCCAGAACAACAAGUGAGGCAGAGUUUGGAUUUGAAGCAACCAAUACCCAAUGCACAAAAAAUUUCUAGCGAGAUGAAGCAAACUAUCAUCAAGCUUCAGUCAAUGAUUGAUGAUGGCAAUCUUGAAGGACUCUCUACUGCAUUGAGUGAGCUGGAAAGCCUUGAAGAUACACAAGAAGAGUACCUUUUACAGCUUGAGACGGAACAAACCCUGUUAAUAAAUAAGAUAAAGGAGCUUGGUCAAGAAUUCCUCAACUCCCCUUCUUGUAACAGAAGAUCCUCUGCAAAAUAAUUUACUUACUACAUAUUUUUAACUUCCAUAUGUAUAUUUAUAGACACACAAGUAUAUUUGUGUUCAUAUAUUUUUUGCUUGUUGACGGGAACCCAUAAUAAGUAGAUCGUGUAAGCAGUUGUUGAAGGAAUAAAAUCCUUGUAGAGUGUACCAUAACUUUAUUGCUGCAAUAAUUGUAUAUGGAAAAUCAAUCUAUUCUUAGCAGCAAA
Molecule: messenger RNA, 2725 nt
Organism: Carica papaya (papaya)
Lineage: Eukaryota; Viridiplantae; Streptophyta; Magnoliopsida; Brassicales; Caricaceae
Source: RefSeq, a predicted model, not a curated record